This is a messenger RNA of Saprolegnia parasitica CBS 223.65, 1984 nucleotides long. RefSeq lists its product as hypothetical. The record is from RefSeq and is a predicted model, not a curated record. Lineage: Eukaryota; Oomycota; Saprolegniomycetes; Saprolegniales; Saprolegniaceae. The transcript is spliced from 2 exons. Bases 1 to 1941 code for a protein of 646 amino acids.
AUGGCGAGCAUUUCGGUCGGCGCGAGCUUGGGCGUGCGCAGCGCCGCGCGGCCGGCCCGUGCAGCCCCCGCCGCCGAGGCCGACGGGCGCUGGGGACGUCGCGACAAGGUGGUCUCGGAGGCGGCGUGGCCGCAGGCCAACUUUAUGCAGCGCAUCGACUUUCCAGACGUCGACGCGGCGACGGCGUCGCUCAUGGUGCCCCACAUCCUCGGUGCCAAAGGCGCCAAGAUCUCGGCGGCCUCGCGCGCGUCCAACAGCCGCCUCACGCUGCGCUACGGCAAGUCGGUCGCCGAGAAGAACAACAUUGUGAUCAUUGGCACGACGCAGCUCCGCGUCGAGCACGGCGCGCGCCUCGCCAAGGAACUCCUCGACGACGCUGUUAAGCUCGCGCAAAUGCAGCGCAAGUCCAACAAGUCGUCGUCCAGCGAGCUCAAGCGCCCGGUCUCGGUGACGAGCACGACGCCGCGGCCCAUGUCGACGCGCCAGCGCGCGCAGAGCUUACCGAGCACGACGCCGAAAAAGCCAGUGGCCCGUCCCGAAGCGCUUGAAAUCAUUAGCGACUCAGAAUUGUCGUCCGAAUCCGACGACGACUUUCCUCCGUCUGCCAUCCUGACGACAGCACCCUCCAUGCCCAAAGACACGCAUCCGGAGGUGGUCGAUGUGACGGACGACGACCCGGUUGGUCCGGCGCCGUUGCCGCCGCGCCCACCCAUGGUCUCGAUCGCCACGGAUACGUCCCAAGACGCAAUGGCCCCCGCCACAGCGUACCAUGCAACGCUCCAGCAUCUCCAGCACUCGAUCGCUUCGGCGCUCGAGAGCGCCGAUACCCUCCGGUACAUGCCAACGACGCGCGGCAUGCAGCGAUCGAUCGUCGCGUCCAAGCGCAAGCUGGCGGCGCUGCAGCAGCUCCACACAUGGCAUCAAAUCCAUUUUCGGUAUCCCAAGUUGCCGACGCUGCCCGUGUCCAAGCGUCUUGGCCGCGCGACGCCCCAGGAGCUCCGUGCACGCAUGCGGCCCGAGGCGCGCAGCGGCACGCCGGGCACACUGCCGACAUUUCUCGCACCGCUUCUGCAGCAGCCCAAGCACAAGGCGCAGUGGCUCGGGCUCCGGCACUUUGUGCCGACGUACGUGCCGUACUCGUUUCUGCAGCCGAUUCGCAUGACGCACCUCACGCUGCAUGCGCUGCGCGACCACAUGUGUCCGCACCGGUCGCAGUACAUUGCGCAAUACAACAUCCUCGCGACGUCGAUCCGGUCGCAGCAGACGGUCCAUCUCGAGUACCUCAUGCACCUCUGCUGCGCGCUCCGGCAGCUCGUGUGCGACCAGCUCGCGGUCGACGAGUGGCGUCGCCGCGGGUACGUCGAGCCCAUGGAGCCGUCGGCGCCCGACCUUUUUGGUCAGCACACGUCGUGGAAGCUCCAAGUCAACCGCCGCAUUUGUCGCAGCACGGCGCUGCAUCCGAUCGUGCAGCCGCUCCUCGUCGACACGUGCGCAUCCUUUCCGUUCCUCUGGAGCGUGCUCUCGGUCUGGACCACGGACGAGCGCGCGAAUUGGAAGACGCCGCUCGAAGAUGCUGGCCCGCUCCAAGAGAGUGUCCGCACGGUCCUCAAGACCAACAUUGGCAAGCUGGAUACGCAGGCGCUCUUGACGUACGAAGGCCGCGUCCACAGCCGUGUGCACGACUACGUCCAUCUGCUCUCGCGCAACAUGCUGCGUCGGUGGCAGCACCUCUUCACGAUGCAUCCGGAGCUGACGCUGAUUGCGUGGUGGGAGCGCGAUGGCGCCAAGCCGUGGUUUGACGAAGUCGCGCCGCCGACGCCAGCGAGCUCGACCGACUCGGACGAUGACGUGGUGGAUGUGACGCCGGUCGCGAGUGCGUCGACGCUCGCCAACCUCCACCAGCUACUCGCCAAGUGCCAGUCGCUCGCGCCGGGCGUGUAAACACCACCCGCGUGGAAUCAAAAUCAAAGAGCUUUGCCAUCCU